GUUGGGUUGGGAUGUUCGUUAGAUUUUUUUGGGCGGUAGCAAUGGAUCCUCCAUAAUUGCGCUCCCUUUUUCUUUGUUUUAAAUUUCUGUAGCAGAUCCGAUUUACUUUAACUACGUCGCUGAUCCAUCUGAACAACUUCAUUUGAAGAAAACGGUGAAACGACCAAGGAUCUUCGCUGGCUUUGUAAAUGGCGUUCAAAGAUCUGACAUAUGGAUACAGAUGGUGCUUUUCAAGAAUCAGCGAGCCCCUCUUGUUCGGUCGAUAAUAACUACUGUACAGGAGUUUUUGAAUGCAAUAUUUGCUUUGAUUUAGCUCAAGACCCCAUUGUCACACUCUGUGGCCACCUCUAUUGUUGGCCAUGCCUCUACAAAUGGCUGCAGUUUCAUUCUCACUCCCAUGAAUGCCCUGUUUGCAAAUCCCUUGUAAAAGAUGACAACUUGGUCCCUAUUUAUGGAAGGGGUACAUCAAACUCGGACCUCAGGGCUUGUUCUUUAUCUAGAGACAAAAUUCCUAGCCGCCCGGCUAGCCACAGACCCCAAACGGCUCCAGCACCACAAUUAUCCUAUUUCCGACAAGAUGGGCUUGGUGCACAAGGGGGUUUGGUGCCAAUGGCAACUGCAAGGCUGGGGAACUUAACUAGGACUGCUCUUUUUGGCGCCAUUCCGUCACUUCUGAACUUUCAGGUUCAUGGAUUUCACGAUGCAACUACAUAUGGACCAACUAUUGGAGUUCCGUAUUUGUUUUCAUCUUAUGGUCAUGGAGGCUACGCACAUGGCUUUCAUCACUACCCGAUUCAUGGGCAAGGAGCUAAUUCGGUUUUCCAGAAGAUAUGUUUCUUGUUCCUUGGUCUUCUUGUUGUUGUUAUGCUUAUUUCGUCUUCACCAUUCUAAAUCUUGUUUAGAUUCUUAAAUUACUAUGCAUUUUGUAUCAAGUCAGUGUCUUGAACCAGUGUAUACAAGACAUUUUAUCCCCUAUACAACCAUA
Messenger RNA from Cynara cardunculus var. scolymus (artichoke), 985 nucleotides. RefSeq names its product RING finger protein 5-like. Gene Ontology annotation, cellular component: endoplasmic reticulum. The record is from RefSeq and is a predicted model, not a curated record. Gene Ontology annotation, biological process: ubiquitin-dependent protein catabolic process. Lineage: Eukaryota; Viridiplantae; Streptophyta; Magnoliopsida; Asterales; Asteraceae. The transcript has 3 exons. Bases 211 to 891 code for a protein of 226 amino acids. Gene Ontology annotation, molecular function: ubiquitin protein ligase activity; ubiquitin-like protein conjugating enzyme binding.